Molecule: messenger RNA, 783 nt
Organism: Sclerotinia borealis F-4128
Lineage: Eukaryota; Fungi; Ascomycota; Leotiomycetes; Helotiales; Sclerotiniaceae
Source: the annotation of a GenBank genome assembly
AUGUCAUCCCCAACUUCCCCAACAGGAAGCACACUUUCUUCCCGCCGGGGCUCCCACAAAUCGCUCUCCCUCGACUUCUCCAACCUCCCCCCUCUCAUCCAACCCACACCCCCCUCCAACACCCUCCUCAUAACCAACCUAAAAGAUACCGAGAUAUUCCGCGCCGACAACCUCCAAACCAUCCGCUCCCUAAUCAACACCUCCGCCCCUAUCCACUCCUUCGUACCCCUCAAAUCUUUCUCCCGGAUAAUCGUCUCCUUCUUCGACGACGACUCCGCCAUCCGCAUCCGGCAGAUCCUCGACCACGAAGAAAUCAUGGGCGAACAAGUGCGCGUGUACUUCGGCCAACCCACAUCCAUCUCCCCAAAAGACACACACCUGAAUCUCCCCGACGCCGGAAAAUUAUUCUUCAUCUCCCCUCCCCCUUCACCGCCACACGGCUGGGAAAUGAAAAUGGAAGAUGCACCCAACAAGCAAGUGCACGCGGAGGAUUUAGCCGAAGCCCUUGCGAAACUGCAUCACAGACCUGCGACAGAUUUACCCGCGUCGCCCAUGAGUGACAAUGGCGAGACGACUUCGUCGUCACUGAAGAAUGGAAGAGGCAGAAGUUCGAGCACGACAACCAUAUAUGAUCCCCAGGCUCACGGAUUCAGUCCCAAUCUCCCCGCGAUAGCGGUGGAGGAUACGACGGGAGACGAUUGGGGCAUGAGUCCAUUGGAGACAGAUAAAAAGCCAAUCUUUGCGCAUACGUCGCGGCCGCCGGUGGAGUUGAUGGAGUGUUAG